This is a messenger RNA of Canis lupus familiaris (dog), 912 nucleotides long. RefSeq names its product bitter taste receptor Cafa-T2R2 (gene CAFA-T2R2). The record is from RefSeq and is marked provisional. Gene Ontology annotation, cellular component: membrane. NCBI's taxonomy places the organism in Eukaryota, Metazoa, Chordata, Mammalia, Carnivora, Canidae. Bases 1 to 912 code for a protein of 303 amino acids. The transcript has a single exon. Gene Ontology annotation, biological process: detection of chemical stimulus involved in sensory perception of bitter taste; G protein-coupled receptor signaling pathway; sensory perception of taste. Gene Ontology annotation, molecular function: G protein-coupled receptor activity; bitter taste receptor activity.
AUGAUCUCCUUUUUGUCAGCUCUUCCUCAUGUUAUUGUUAUGUCAGCAGAAUUUAUCACAGGGAUUACAGUAAAUGGAUUUCUUAUCAUCAUGAACUGUAAAGAAUUGAUCAAAAGCAGAAAGCCAACACCAGUGCAACUCCUUUUCAUAUGUAUAGGGAUGUCGAGAUUUGGUCUGCUCAUGGUGUUAAUGAUACAAAGUUUUUUCUCUGUGUUAUUUCCACUCUUUUAUAAGGUAAACAUUUUUGGUACAGCAAUGUUGUUCUUUUGGAUGUUUUUUAGCUCUGUCAGUUUCUGGUUUGCCACCUGCCUUUCUGUAUUUUACUGCCUCAAGAUAGCAGGCUUCACUCAAUCCUGUUUUCUUUGGCUGAAAUUCAGGAUCUCGAAGUUAAUGCCUUGGCUACUUCUGGGAAGUUUGCUGGCCUCCAUGAGCAUUGCAGCUCUGUGUAUUGAAGCAGAUUACCCUAAAAAGGUGGAUGAUGAUGCCCUCAAGAAUGCCACAUUGAAGAGGACUGAACCCAAGAUAAGGCAAAUUAGUGAAAUGCUGCUUGUCAACUUGGCAUUACUAUUUCCUCUAGCCAUAUUUGUGAUGUGCACUUUUAUGUUAUUCAUUUCUCUCUAUAAGCACACUCAUCGGAUGCAAAAUGGAUCUCAUGGUGUUAGAAAUGCCAGCACAAAAGCCCAUAUAAAUGCAUUAAAAACAGUGAUAACAUUCUUUUGCUUCUUUAUUUCUUAUUUUGCUGCCUUCAUGGCAAAUAUGACAUUCAGUAUUCCUUAUGGAAGUCAUUGCUUCUUUGUAGUAAAGGACAUAAUGGCAGCAUUUCCCUCUGGUCAUUCAAUUAUAAUCCUCCUGAGUAAUUCUAAAUACCAACAACCUUUCAGGAGACUUCUCUGCUUCAAAAAGAAUCAAUGA